AAACAACAAAUGUUUGUAGAUUCAAGAUUGUGAUUUGUGCUUUAUUAGGUACUGGGUAAUAACAAAAGUUGCGUAUGUAAUAAUUUUCUUUGGAUUGCAUCACAAACAAUAGGUUUAUUAAGUCAAAACGUAAUACAUUUAAUACCAUUUAAAAAAUCACUAAACCAUACAAAUUAUGAGACGCAUUUUGUUUUAAACUAUAAAUAGUCAUGAUGACUGAAUGUAAAGUCCCUGUAUUUGUCAGUCCCCAAUCGUUAACUUUUAGUUUGGAGGACAAGUCAUCCCACAGGCAAAUAAUUACGCUAUUUAAUCCAUACGACUUUCCAGUCAGAUUUAAAGUUUUUUGUACAUGUACAAAAAAGUAUACUGUAGUUGAACCAGAAGGUUCAAUAAGUGCAAGUUCUCGAGUGGAUAUAGUAGUCAGGCAUAAUGCUCCUGCACCAGCAUUUUGCGAUAUCAGAGAUAAAUUCAGAAUACAAAUGCAAUAUUAUACAACCAAAAAAGUCAUUGGACACAAAGAUGUUGAAACGAUAUUAGUAAGGUCUUCCGACAAUUUUGAGCUACCAGCUGAAAAUUUUAAGCAAUUACUCAGAACUGAUAUAUCUGUUGAUAAUUAUGAUAAUGAAUCUGAAAUAAGACAAAACUUUAAUACAAAUACUCCAGGACCAAAUUUCACAACUCUAUUUAUGGCUGGUAUAUGUAUUUGUGGAUUACUUCUACCAUCAUCUGAAGAUUCAGACAUUCUGAAAUUUCGUAUUUCUUUCAAUUUAAAAUUAGCAUUAGCUUUUGUUUUGGGUAUGACUACAAUAACAAUAUUACAACAUCAAUAAUCCACAACAAUAUUUUUACUUAUGAAUCCGCUUGUUAACAAUAGUUUGAAACUGUUUUCUACUCAAUAUGCAUGGUUUAAUUAUUAGUUAUUAGAUAUUAAUUUAUUCUGAAAGCAUUAAUCUUUUUAAUAGAUUAAUCUGCUAUGUUUUUGCUAUGCAUUUGAAUGUUUUGAUAUAAUUUAUUGUUGAUUAUAGUUUUAAGAUUUCUAUUAUUCUUCAAAGAUUAUUAUCAACCUUCAAGAAUUUCAAUGCCAUACAAUUUGCACUAAUGGAUAAAUACAUGUAUUAAGGCUAUAAUAUAUUUUUUUGGAUAAACACUGCCACCAUAUUUUUUAAGGAUAUUUUUAAAUGUUUUAUCCGCCAUUGGAUAAU
Molecule: messenger RNA, 1202 nt
Organism: Myzus persicae (green peach aphid)
Lineage: Eukaryota; Metazoa; Arthropoda; Insecta; Hemiptera; Aphididae
Product: motile sperm domain-containing protein 1-like
Exons: 4
Coding region: 210-830 (206 amino acids)
Cellular component (GO): cytoplasm
Source: RefSeq, a predicted model, not a curated record